Ectocarpus siliculosus is the source of this 2133-nucleotide messenger RNA. The record is from the annotation of a GenBank genome assembly. Lineage: Eukaryota; Phaeophyceae; Ectocarpales; Ectocarpaceae.
AUGGGCCGGGAGAUUUGCCUGGACGACCGACCGGCAGAGGCCGGGUUCGUCCUGUCCGCCUGCGGCCACGUGUUUUGCCGGGAGUGCCUGAAGGCCUACGUCACCAGCAAGAUCAACGAUGCGGAGUUUAUCCCGCGUGCUUUAACGUCGACGAAGGGUUUCGCGCCGUGGAAGGAGGAGAGAAAGUCGGGGGUUCCGUGGGGGUGGGGAGGGAGGGGGCCGGCGGUUGGGGUAGACGCUAGAGGAGGAGGAGACCUAGAACGAGCGGGAGGGGGUGGGGGGGAGGGGGGACGACGACGACAGCAGAACGGGCAGCCACGAGAGGAGAAGCGUGAGGGGUGCGGGGCUGUCAUUCGCCCGUCGGACAUCAAGGUUCUCAUCAAGACGGACGCGACGACGCAACGAAAGUACGCGCGGUUCCUGUUUUCUCGCGAACACAAGACUGCCCGCGAGUGCCCCCGGUGCGCCAACUUGUCGGUGGGAGACCCCUCGGUGUCGCUGGAGAUGCGGUGCGGCGAGUGCGGAUACGUGUUCUGCUACGAGCACGGCGGGGCCCACCAGGGCAAGACCUGCGCGGAGUACGUCGAGGCUACCGCGGACGAGACCAACCGAACGAUGGCCCUGAUCGGGAGGAUUACCAAGCCCUGCCCCGGCUGCCAGACUCCGGUGGAGAAGCUCGGCGGUUGCAACCAGAUGGUGUGCAUGCACUGCAACUGCAGCUUCUGCUGGAUCUGCAUGGAGCCUGUCGACCGGGGCACGUUCCCCGUCCACUUUCAGUGGUGGAACGUGCGCGGUUGUCCCAACCAGCAGCUGCAGGAGGACUCCCACCAGUCGCCUCGCGGCAGGCAGUGCCACAAGCUCCUCUCGGCCGUGCAGAUCGUGGUCGUGGGGCCCCUCGCCCUGCUGCUGACGGCGGCGUCGUCUCUGGCGUGCGUCUGCUGCCUGCCGGCCUUUAGGCUCCCCCCGCGGCAGCUCUUCACGGGGUGCAUCUCCGGGUGGGGAAACUUCGUGAUGGUGCUGCCGCUGCUCCCCGUUGUCCUGGUGGGCGCCGUGCUGGCCGCUGUCCUGUACCUCGUGAUGCUUCCCGCCCGGCUCUUCAAAGUAGUCAGCCGCAAGUGCAGCUCACGCACGACGAGUCUAGACUUGACUGCGCCGCGGACAUCUAGCAACAGUCACGACGCUCGCAGCGGCAGCAGCAAAAGUAGCGGCGGCGGCGGCGGCGCAGGUAGAGGGGGCACUGGGCGGGAGGGAGAGGCGGGGGGCGGCGGUGGCGAUCCGAGCGCCAUCGAAAGCGGUACGAUCGGAGCAGCGGCCGAAGCCGAGGCGGAGACUACUAGCAGCAGCAGCGGGGAAAUUGGCGCGGCGGCGGGGGUAUCGGCGCUGGCGAUCUUGACCGAGGUGCUGGGCCCACAGCUGUUACGGGGGUGGCAAGGGGAUCAGCGAGACGAAGAGGAGCGGGGGAACGGCGGGCAUGACGAGGGGUGGAGGAGGGGGAGGAGGAGGCAGGAGGAAGAAGAAGAGCGGAUGCAGACCAACGACGGCGACGAGGAAUCCCAUCAGGGGCGACGCUACCGGCGAGCCCCUCACCCUUCGGUCUUGUCGCCGCAUUCGUGGAUGCCUCCUCCGCCUUUCCACCAAUACAGCAGCGGCGGCGGCGGAGGCGGAAAGGGCGACGAGGUUUUGGCAGCACCGUCGUCGUCGUCGUCGUCAUCAUCAUCACCACAGGAGAUUCUAGAGGCGGGGCGGCGGAGGCCUGGGGCUUUUUCUAUUCCUGAGGUGGAGGUGGUCUCGUCCCUGUCCUCAUCCGCUCUUGGUGGCAGUAGCACGACUGCGGCGGUAACGUCGACGGCGGCGCCUGAUGGCGAGGGUAGAACGGACGAGGAAGGAGGCGUGAUUUUUCGCGACGGCGACGCUUCCCGGUGGUCAGCCGGAGAAGUUACCGUCGGCGAGGCUAGCGCCGUCGCGCCGCCGGUCGACGAAGAACCCCUGCCGGAAGCGGCGGCGGAAGCUGGACGUGAUGAUGGCAGUGUCGGUGUUGAUGGGGCAGUGUUGGGGUCCAGGGUGGUCGCGGUGGGGGAUGAAGGAGCGCCGCCCGUGGGAGCAACGGUGGGGGCAUAUGUACUCGAGAGUUGA